GGGAGAUAAAACCUAGGGGUGUCCACAAUAUACCAAAGAAGAACACCCCAGUGAUCUUCGUCGCUGCACCCCAUCAUAAUCAGUUCUUGGACGCUUUACUGCUUUCUUCUGAAGUAAUAAGAGCGUCAAACAGGAAGUUAAGCUUUUUAACGGCUGAUAAAUCCAUGAACAGGUUCUUCAUCGGUGAAAUGGCAAGAGCUAUGGAAGCUAUACCUGUGAAGAGGGCAGCAGACGACGCAAAACCUGGUAUUGGUACUAUUUACAUGAAAUCCGGUCAAGCUGAUACAAAAGUUUACGGUUUAGACACUAAAUUCACCUCUCAAUUGGAGCCAAAAAUGUCUAUCAGUUUGUCAAACAGCCUUGGAGGGGCUACAGCUGAAGUUCUAGAAGUAAUUAGUGAUACUGAGUUGUCACUCAAGAAACCACUUAAUAAGGAUAUUGCUGUAAAUGCUUUACUAUCGGUCGGCGAUUCACAUCCCCAACAAGCGAUCAAAUAUAAAGUCUUACCUUUCAUUGACCAAGAGCAAAUGUAUAAAUCUGUCUAUGAUAAACUAAAAUCGGGCGGUUGUAUUGGUAUCUUCCCAGAAGGUGGUUCACACGAUAGAUCAGAUUUGUUGCCCCUCAAAGCGGGUGUUACUGUCAUGGCAUUAGGAGCAAUGGCCGCAAACCCUGAUCUACAAGUUCAAAUCGUGCCUGUAGGAUUAUCUUAUUUCCAUGCUCAUAAGUUUAGAUCGAGAGCUGUCAUCGAGUUUGGUGCCCCAAGAGCUGUACCGAGAGACUUAGUAAAUUUAUUCAAUCAAGGUGGUCAAGAUAAGAGAGAAGCAUGUAAGGAUCUCCUUGAGAUCAUCUACGACGGUCUUAAAAGUGUCACUGUUCAGGCUCCUGAUUAUGAAACUCUAAUGGUCAUCCAAGCUGGUAGAAGAUUAUUCAAAACACCAGGUCAACAUUUAACACUCGGUCAAGUUGUUGAAUUGAAUAGAAGACUUAUUGCAGGUUAUUUACAAUAUAAAGAUGAUCCCAAAAUCCAGAAAAUCCGCACACGAAUUCUCAAGUACAACAGGAUGCUUCAGGAUUUGGGUAUACGUGACCAUCAAGUUGAAGCGGCAACAAGAAAGAGUUGGAAAACAUUAGGAUUGCUACUCUAUCGUAUUGAGUUAUUAACAAUAUGGGGAUUACUUGCAUUACCUGGUGCUGUAUUACACAUACCUGUCUUCUUUAUCGCAAAGAUCAUCAGUCAUAAGAAGGCAAAAGAAGCACUUGCGGCAUCAACUGUCAAGAUAAAAGCCAGGGAUGUUGUGGGUAGCUGGAAAGUCCUCGUCAGCUUAGCUUUGAUUCCACUGUUAUACACGAUUUACGUUAUUCUCGCAACUUACGUCGCUAGAACCUAUGGGGAAGAACUCGGACUUUCAGAGUUUGUCAUAAAGUGGUCUCCAAUUUGGGCGCUUCUCUCACUUCCAUAUUUGGGUAUCUCGGCUCUCAAGUUCGGUGAAGUUGGUAUGGACGUAUAUAAAUCCCUUCGACCAUUAUUUGUCAGUUUAUUACCAUGGAACGAAAAAGAAUUAAUGAAAGUGAAAGUUAUGAGACAAGAUUUAAGUAACGAAUUGGCUGAUAUAAUUGACGAAUACGGACCUAAACAAAUGGAAGAUUUUGAGAAAAUGAAGGUCCUUCCGAGCGACGUUUCACAACCGAAAGUCGAGCAAAGUCAAUCGCCAUUUCAAUGGCUUGAUGAGAUGUUGUUUGGAUGGUCUACAACGAAAAGAUCUACGGAUUCGCAACCUGAUUCACGGACUGAUGAUGUAGGCUCAAAAGAACAGGUGAACAAACCACCUACGAAUGUUUUAGAAGAGGGUGAUUUCGACACCGUCGUAUCCUUCCUCGAUACGUCUAUAACGAAAAAGAAAAAUAACUAAGAGUUAUUUGUAAUUGUUUAUUGUUUUGUUUUUAGCAUUUUGCAUUAUUUUGACUGGCUUAUCUUGUGUCAUCAUCAAUGCCGCUGAAGUUAGCACAUCAUAAGUAAGAAGGCUAUGGUAUAUAGGCCACUGCUCUAAACUACUAAUAGAUCUUACCACCCGUAUAACGCUGCUAACAUCGAGCGUGUGCGUAAAGACGAAGAGAAAGCCCACCUUGAACGUGAAUUGGAAGUAUCAAUAAACAAUAGCAAUGUGGGUAGCUAUAUCGCUUCUAAAGUAACGAUCUAAAGUUACCCAGGAAUCAAAGAACAGAUUAGAUAAAUUGCGCAAUAAACCAACUAAUCCUGAUAAUAGAGAACACAGAUCUGAGCAUAUAAACUUCUGGUCAGAUUUGGAGAAAUCAGCGAACGAAAAGGGUAAAGCAAAGGAUGAAUUCCCAGAUAUGCAGCUUCAGAGACCCUCCGCGAGGUGGUAUGACAGUCAGGACGACAGAGCCCACGCCCGAGAUGCAGAACCUCAGAGGAAGCGUUUCAGGAAUGACAAAGACGGCGACACUAAACUCAAAGAUACACAAGAUCCGCUGAAUAUCAUGAAAGAAGCAACCCAUGAGCUUGACAAACGCUCUAAAGUUUCCAAACCCAUACGCAACUCGCACAAGAUGUCCAAACGAGAGAGGAGGGAAGAGAAAGAGAGACAGCGUGCACGUCAGUUGUAGUUAUUCUUAAGUUUACAGUAUUGUAUUUCUAGAUCCAUACAAG
Messenger RNA from Wallemia mellicola CBS 633.66, 2668 nucleotides. RefSeq lists its product as hypothetical. Gene Ontology annotation, cellular component: endoplasmic reticulum membrane. The coding region runs from base 189 to 1910 and encodes 573 amino acids. Gene Ontology annotation, biological process: phospholipid biosynthetic process. The record is from RefSeq and is a predicted model, not a curated record. Gene Ontology annotation, molecular function: glycerol-3-phosphate O-acyltransferase activity; glycerone-phosphate O-acyltransferase activity. The transcript is spliced from 3 exons. NCBI's taxonomy places the organism in Eukaryota, Fungi, Basidiomycota, Wallemiomycetes, Wallemiales, Wallemiaceae.